AUGUCCUCUGAGGUUCAGAGAGGGGAAACACCGGUCAGCAGCACGUCUGUUGACUCCAUCCUGGAGUUUAUUGGUGAAGGCUGCUAUGGUAAAGUGGCCAAGUGCCUGAACCAAGAGACAAGAGAGACAGUGGGCAUCAAAAUCCGGAAGAAGAGGCCUGGAGUGAUCCAUGAUUAUGAGAAUGAGGUACACUUUGAGACUCAUUUGGUUCUGCAGAGUUAGAUCUGCCUCAGUUACACACACGGAUUUUAGACCUCUGCAUCCUCACUGAGAUCAGGCUUUUCAGACACAUUAAACCAGAUAGAUGCAGUACAAACAUUAUCCACCAGAGAGCAGAAGACAUGCUUCACCAGACCUGUGCGUGGGACAACAAAUAACUGACAAAAAAAAUUAGAUUUUUUCUAAUGAAUAUUUCUGCAGAUAUAAAAAAAAUAAAACAAGAAUUGCAAUCAAACUGUUAUUGAUACUUCAAAAGGAACAUAAAGCUAAGCCUUCAUGUUCACCAGCUUAGUGUCUGUUUGUCAUGUGAUGGCGCGCAGGUUAUGUAUGGUGGAAUGUUUGAGAGUUUUUUUUCUGUUUCUCUCUGUAAACACUACAAAUUUAGUUAGUAGAACGGUGAAGUUGCAAGAUAGUAAAUGCCUGGAAACUGUUCAGGUUUCAGGUUACAAUAAAACUUAAAUGCAAGAAGAAGCUGUGUUUUUGUCUAAAAUAGUAAUCACAUGAUUGGAAAAUCUGUGGGUAUGCUCUUCAUUCACAAAGACAUUUUCUUAUGGUUUGCCUUUGUAGCCAGGUUUGAACAGAAAUAUUGUGAAUCCUACAAUCAGUAAGGUCUGUUAAAACGUAGCCUAUUUAAAGUUGGAUUAAGUCGGGUUAUAGUGUUAGCCUACUAUCCCUCUGUCAGUAUCCAUUUAGCUUUGAAAAUGGUUCAAGUGAUACAAACUAAAUUGUACAAAACUAUAGGGUAAGUAUUUAAAAAAGGUUCAUGCUGUUUUGUCAUUAGCAGUACAGAACCGUAAAAUGAAUUACAGUAACAACUAGUCAAUUUUACAGAUUAAUACAGAUAGAUUAAUGGCAACCAUGCUGUCAGGUUUUUACUGUUUUUUUACAGGAAAAGAAAUAAAAAAACAGUUCAUACUGUAUUUGUAAUUAACAGAACAAUACCGUAAAAUAAAUCACAGUUGAAAGACGUUAUUUUUUACCGUAGAAUAAUGGCAACCCUGCUGCCAGUUGAUUACGGUUUUUUUACAGGAAAAUUUCUAACAGUGUUGAUGUUGUUGCUCUGGUCUGUUUGUUUUUCUGAUAUUGUGAGCCAAUGUGAGCUCAGGGAUCCUGUUGGUGCUUCAGACUUUAUAAGAAACUUCUUUUGUAUCAAACUCUGCAGCAGCUUAGAAACUAAAGCCAAAGUCUGUCCUCUUUAUAACCCUGCAGCUGCUGGUCGCUCUGGAUGCCCUGAAGGGUCUUGGUAAUGUGCACUGUGACAUCAAACCAGACAAUAUCAUGCUGGUCAGGUGGGAACUGCCCCUUAAGGUGAAAUUAAUCGAUUUUGGAGAAGCUGUGCAAGUCUCCUAACUCCCACGUGGUCCCAUGUUUCAACCUGUUGGAUACAGGUUAGUGGGUUCAUCUUUGAUUCUUUGAUACAGCUAAUACAGAUUUCUAACCCUGGUCUGUGCUUUUUCUUCCUCAGAGCUCCAGAGGUUUCCUUCGGCCUGCCUCUCACUAAAGUGAUUGAUGUUUGGGGAGUCAGCUGUGUUUUGGCCUGCCUGUUUUUGGCUCAGAAACCUUUUCCAGUCUACUGCGACUGUCGGAUGGUAGGUGACCUUCCUCACACACAAUGGAGACUUUCUGCAGACCCUCCCCUGACCGUCUUUUUCUCAUUUCUCUUUGCAGAUGAAGCACAUUGUCACAGUUCUGGGCCAGCCGGAGGACCACCUGUUCUACACUGCAGAUGUCCUGCACUCAGUGGAUGAAGACCCUGAAGACAGCCGUCUUCCUGGUGGAGAGGUGCCACCUCAACAAUCAGACUCCCUACAAGAGUUUGAACCGGAGUCUCUAAAUGGAGGACUGCCUCCAUUAUUAAGUGGUGACGUUUCACCGUCUCAGUCCUGUGCCAGAGCUGAAGGCAAAGACCUUCAUGAAAAUAUAUCUGCGUCUGAACAAUCAGAUCAUUUACCUUAA
Xyrichtys novacula (pearly razorfish) is the source of this 2175-nucleotide messenger RNA. The record is from the annotation of a GenBank genome assembly. Lineage: Eukaryota; Metazoa; Chordata; Actinopteri; Labriformes; Labridae.